Molecule: messenger RNA, 1727 nt
Organism: Xyrauchen texanus (razorback sucker)
Lineage: Eukaryota; Metazoa; Chordata; Actinopteri; Cypriniformes; Catostomidae
Exons: 3
Coding region: 384-1019 (211 amino acids)
Biological process (GO): complement activation, classical pathway; defense response to bacterium; phagocytosis, recognition
Cellular component (GO): external side of plasma membrane; blood microparticle; immunoglobulin complex, circulating
Molecular function (GO): antigen binding; immunoglobulin receptor binding
Source: RefSeq, a predicted model, not a curated record
GCACGGAGUAAGCGCCAUAGUGGGGGGGAAUUGUGGGACAUGAAAACAUAGCCUCAAGAAUGAACAGCGCUAUUGUUAUCUUUUUCAAUACAAUAGAAAAGGCAAAUUAAGUAGUUCAGAGGGGAAUUAUUCUCGACGAUGUUCUCACCCCGUCUGCCACUUUCAUUGCCGUCUAAAAGAGUCACCCUUUACAAUGUCCUGCCGUUUAGUGAUGUUGUUUUAACACAAGCUCUAUCUCGCUACGGAAAAUUGGUCUCCUCGAUUAAAAAAAUUCCAAUUGGCCGCGUUUCUCCUUUACUGAAGCGUUGUGUCUUUCAGACGCUCAGUUUACAUGAUUGUAAACAACGACGCUGAUCUAGAGCUUGCGUUGAAUUUUCGAGUGGAUGAUUAUGUGGUUUUCAUCACCACUGACAAAAUCAAAUGCUUCGGCUGUGGUAAAGUCGCGCCAUUUGGUUCGAACUUGUCCUAGCAAACAAGAAGACGACAAUCGUUUAGCUGACACCGAAGGUGUAGCUAACGUCACUGUGCAGCCGGCCGGUGAAGCCUCAGCCGAGGCGGAUUCAGCGGUGGCGCGGGUGAGUGAUCCUGAUGGAGCUCAACGCGCUGGGACUUCGAAGGAUGAUGUGGUUUCAGUGGAGGAGGAAAUCGAAAUUGAACAAGAUGUUGUAAACGAGGAAGACAGAGGUGUGAAAUGUAAUAUUGUCCUCACCCAGCAAGACUCUAUACUUCUUCAGCCAGGACGCUCUUUUACUCUAACAUGUAAGGUGUCUGGUUACUCUGUUACUGAUGAUAAUUAUGCAACAGCCUGGAUACGACAACCUGCAGGAAAAGCUCUAGAAUGGAUUACGCAUAUAUGGGGAGGUGGAACUGUAAGAAAAACAGAAUCAUUGGCAAACACGUUUAGCAUCUCCAAAAGUGACUCUAGCAGCACAGUGACUCUUCAAGCACAAAGUCUACAGUCUGAGGAUACGGCUGUGUAUUACUGUGCCAGACAACCACAACACAAGCACUGUACAUGAACUAUUGUCUGUGAACAUAAUUAUCAUUCUAGAUUGUAUCAUGCAUUACUUAUGUAUUGAUUCCUGAAAUAUUAUUCUUAAUGAAGCUAAAUGAUCUUUGAUGAGUGAAUUUUGCCCAACACUGAGCCAAAAUAUGAAUGACAUUUAAGAUACCUUCAGCCAUAAAACAAUAAUGUUUUACAAACAUGUAUGUAAACUUGACCAACACAAAUGUAAUGCAGUUAAGGCUGUUCUUAACUCUUCACUGUCUAUGUGAGCCCUUGAAAAGGUGUUACUUAUGCAAAGCAAACAAAUCAGCCCAUUAUGAAAGCAUUUCAGUUCACUGAAGCUGCACCUUCAAAAUCUGAUCUGUUCCUUAAAUGUACCUAAUUUAUGACAUGCAAAUCCUCAUCAUCAACAAAUGACUAUAAGACUGUCAGUUUCCUCCAGUUCAGAGACAGUCCACAGACUGACAUCAAUUGAUAAUUACUACACCAAACAAAGAUAAAAGCUGUGGAUGUCCGUUCUGAUCCUGAGAUCAAUCAUGAGUCAAAUACUAUUCAUUUUAAUUGCCUCUUUGCCAUAUGUUCUUGGCAUCUCUCUGACCUCGUCUCCUGCACAGAUUAAAGCUCCUGGUGAAUCAGUGAGGUUGUCCUGUCAGAUCUCUGGAUAUUCACUCAGUGAUUAUGGCACAGCAUGGAUCAGACAGAAUUCUGGAAAAGGCAUGCA